Molecule: messenger RNA, 2207 nt
Organism: Umbelopsis ramanniana AG
Lineage: Eukaryota; Fungi; Mucoromycota; Umbelopsidomycetes; Umbelopsidales; Umbelopsidaceae
Exons: 1
Coding region: 1-2139 (712 amino acids)
Biological process (GO): carbohydrate metabolic process
Molecular function (GO): xylan 1,4-beta-xylosidase activity
Source: RefSeq, a predicted model, not a curated record
AUGUCCAACACCAUCUUCUUCAACGCACAGCACUCUCCUAUAGGUGCUUUUGCUUCGUUCACUCUCGGUGAGCGUGGUGCCAAGGGUGGUUUCGGUCAUGAAAUCGGUAAGCCUGCUGACCAAAACGUGUACAUUGGUUUGGAGAGUGCCACCGAGGAAGGCACAUUUGAUAUGUUGCCCUUCUAUGGUGCUCCAGAUGGUGUGUUGGCCAACUACACUCCUGAGGAAAUUUCCAAGCAUUCAAAGGUCACUCGUAACUUCCCUGAUGAAGCCAUCGAGCGUGAAUACCAUGCCUGCAUCGACACUUGGCGCGCCGGUGACUUGAGUUUCCGCAUCACUAGCCCGGUGAAGAAAAUCCCUGAUCCGGAGACAGCCUCGGAAUCGUCUCUCAAGGAUACUUUGCUGCCCGUUGUGUUUGUGGAUAUGACGGUUGACAACAGCGAAAGCGAUAAACCUCGUCGUGUGGUGUUUGGUUACGGAUCCACUGAUUCCCAAAAGGACUUUGCACUUCACUAUAUGAAGCACAACCACAAGAACAUGGACCAACUCAACGGUAUUGGAUGCGGACGUAACUUUGCUAUUGUUUCAUGUAAUGGACCCAAUGACCCUGUGCAUGCCCGAGUUGGUUUCGAGAUCGAGACGUUGGUCACGUUGCCCGAAGACCCCACGACUUCCCUCGGUGGAUGUGCUGCUAUGGUGGCCACCAUUCCCCCUAAUGAAGAGAAGCAUAUUCGAUUUGCCAUUUGUUUCCAUCGUGAAGGUAUGGCUACCAGUGGUAUGGAUGCUCGCUACCUCUACAACCGUUGGUGGAAGGAUGUUCGUGAAGUCGCUCAUUACGCUGUGGAGCACCAUGAUCGCCUGGUCAUGGAAUGGCAAAUGCCCGAUAACAAUCUUUUGAUUGUUCCCCAGCUCAGUGAAGAUCAAAAGUUCCAGUUGGUGCAUGCUGUUCACAGUUACUACGGUAGCACUCAGCUUUUGGAGUUGGACAACGGAAAGCCUUUCUGGAUCGUCAACGAAGGUGAAUACCGUAUGAUCAACACAUUGGAUUUGGUAGUGGAUCAUGCUUUCUUUGAGUUGACCAUGAACCCUUGGACUGUCAAAAACAACCUCGACGCUUACGCCGACACCCACAGUUACUAUGACGAAGUAUCUUCUCCCGCUGACCCUACCAAGUUAUUGCCCGGUGGUGUUACCUUCACCCACGAUAUGGGUGUAGCCAAUCACAUCAGCCCUCCUCAAUACUCCGCAUACGAACGACCUUUCCUCACUGACUGUUUCAGUUACAUGUCUUGUGAAGAAUUGACCAACUGGAUUCUCACAGCAUGUAUGUAUAUCCAUAUUAGCAAGGACGCUGAUUUUGUGUCCAGACGUCUUGGUCUUAUCAAGGAGUGCCUUCAAAGUUUGGUCAACCGUGAUCACCCCGACCCUGCCCAACGCACUGGUGUCAUGAAACUCAACUCGUCCCGAACCAAGGGAGGAGCUGAGAUUACCACCUACGACUCGCUCGACACUUCAUUGGGUCAAGCCACAGAAAACAUCUACAUUGCUGGUAAAUGCUGGGCUUCUUACCUUGCUUUAGAAAAGGUGCUUAGAGAUGCCAAUGCCACGGCCGAAGCCGACUUGGCUGCUACCCAGGCUGACUUGUGUGCACGCACCAUGGUGUCCGCCGUUGACAAAGAAUCCUCCUUGAUCCCUGCUAUCAUCAACACGUCCACCCCCCAUGCCGCUCGCAUUAUUCCCGCCAUUGAGGCCCUUGUCUACCCCUUGUUCACUGGUCGCAAGGACGCAUUGGCCAAGGACGGAAAGUUUGCUGAAUACCUUCAGGUUCUCACUGAUCACUACCAAGCUAUUCUUAAGCCUGGUAUCUGCUUGUUCGAAGACGGUGGCUGGAAACUCUCCUCUACAAGCGAUAACUCAUGGUUGAGCAAAAUUUACUUGUGUCAAUUCGUCGCCCGCAAUAUCCUUCACCAAGAUAUCGACCCCAAGGCCGAUGCUGCCCACGUGGCUUGGCUCACCGCCCCUAAGAACACCUACUGGGCAUGGAGUGACCAAAUCAUUGCCGGUGUCGCGCUCGGUAGCAAGUAUUACCCUCGUGGUGUCACCAGCAUUUUGUGGUGCACUGAAGAUGGCAACUUGUAAAUUCUUCGUUGCAGCAAUCGUGAGGGAGGCAUCUUAUAUAAAUAUAAACAAUCUGCUCUAAAAAAAAU